AUGGCCCUAGCAGACGUCGAUGUGGAGAUCGGGGGACUGCCGGCGGAGCACCGUCUGCGGAUCAUCGGCGACGGUUCCGUCGACGACGACGGCAAGCCCAAGAGAAUGGGAACGGUAUGGACGGCGAGCGCGCACAUCAUAACGGCGGUGAUCGGCUCCGGCGUGCUGUCCCUGCCCUGGUCCAUGGCGCAGCUCGGCUGGGUCGCCGGGCCGUCCACGCUCGUUGUCUUCGCCGGCGUCACGUACUACACCUCCGUGCUCCUCACCGACUGCUACCGCAGCGGCGACGCCGUCGCCGGGAAGAGGAACUACACCUACAUGGAGGCCGUCGAGUCCUACCUAGGCAGCGGCCAAGUGUGGUUCUGCGGCCUCUGCCAGUACGUCAACCUCGUCGGAACCGCAAUCGGGUACACCAUCACGGCGUCGACCAGCGCCGCCGCUCUGUACAAGGCCAACUGCUUCCACAAGGGCGGCCACUCUGCCGACUGCGGCGUGUACACCACCAUGUACAUGGUCGUGUUCGGGGUCUCCCAGGUCGUCUUCUCCCAGCUCCCCAACCUCCAUGAGAUGGCGUGGCUGUCCAUCCUGGCCGCGGUCAUGUCCUUUUCCUACUCCACGAUCGGCGUUGGCCUCUCCUUGGCGCAGACCAUAUCAGGCCCUACGGGCAAGACGACCAUGGGUGGCACUGCCAUUGGGGUAGACGUGGCAAGUUCGGCCCAGAAGAUAUGGCUGACACUGCAGGCGCUCGGCAACAUCGCGUUCGCCUACUCGUACUCCAUGGUCCUUAUAGAAAUCCAGGACACGGUGAGGGCGCCUCCGGCCGAGAACAAGACGAUGAGGAAGGCGAACCUCAUGGGGGUCUCCACCACCACGGCCUUCUACAUGCUCUGCGGCUGCCUCGGCUACGCCGCCUUCGGCAACGCCGCGCCCGGGAACAUGCUCACCGGCUUCGGCUUCUACGAGCCCUUCUGGCUCAUCGACUUCGCCAACGUCUGCAUCGUCGUGCACCUCGUCGGCGCCUAUCAGGUCUACUGCCAGCCCAUCUACGCCGCCGUGGAGAGCUGGGCCGCGGCGCGGUGGCCGGGCUCGGACUUCGUCGUCCGCCAGUACCAUCCCUUCGGCGCCGACAGGUUCGGCGUCAACAUGUUCAGGAUGGUGGGGAGGACGGCGUUCGUCGUGGUCAGCACGGUGCUCGCCAUCUUGCUGCCCUUCUUCAACGACAUCCUUGGGCUCCUCGGCGCGCUCGGGUUCUGGCCGCUCACCGUCUACUUCCCUGUCGAGAUGUACAUCCGGCAGAGCAAAGUGAAGAGGUCCUCGUGGAAGUGGGUGGCGCUACAGAGCCUGAGUUUCGUGUGCUUCGCGGUGACGGUGGGUGUGACCGUGGCGUCCGUGCAGGGAAUCACCCAAUCGCUCAAAAACUAUGUGCCGUUCAAGACCAGGUUGUGA
Messenger RNA from Triticum dicoccoides, 1446 nucleotides. Its product is annotated as amino acid permease 6-like. The transcript has a single exon. The record is from RefSeq and is a predicted model, not a curated record. NCBI's taxonomy places the organism in Eukaryota, Viridiplantae, Streptophyta, Magnoliopsida, Poales, Poaceae. Bases 1 to 1446 code for a protein of 481 amino acids.